Grus americana (Whooping crane) is the source of this 1930-nucleotide messenger RNA. It is a transcript of the gene RABGGTA, whose product is annotated as Rab geranylgeranyltransferase subunit alpha. Bases 132 to 1790 code for a protein of 552 amino acids. Gene Ontology annotation, cellular component: cytoplasm; Rab-protein geranylgeranyltransferase complex. Gene Ontology annotation, molecular function: zinc ion binding; protein binding; Rab geranylgeranyltransferase activity. The transcript is spliced from 17 exons. NCBI's taxonomy places the organism in Eukaryota, Metazoa, Chordata, Aves, Gruiformes, Gruidae. Gene Ontology annotation, biological process: protein geranylgeranylation. The record is from RefSeq and is a predicted model, not a curated record.
CUCGCGGCAACCUUUGCCCCUCCUCUUCCGCCCGCCAAGCCCCGCCUCUAUCCCAGCAGCCAUUGCGCCGUGACCGGAUCCUCCUGCAGCCGCCGGCUCCGGUACCGGCAGCCCCGCCCCGAGCCGUCGCCAUGCACGGCCGCCUGAAGCUCCGCCCCCCGGACGCCGCCCGCCGCCGCCAGCGCGAGGAGAAGCUGCGCCUCUACCGCGCCAACAUGGCCGCCCUGCUGGAGAAGCGGGCGCGGGGCGAGCUGGACGCGGAGGCGCUGGCGCUGACGGGGGAGGUGCUGGCGGCCAACCCCGACGUGGGAACCUGCUGGAACCUGCGCCGCUGCGCCCUGCCCGCCCAGCACCCCCACUGGGUGCCGGGGGAGCUGGCGUUCGUCGGGGGGUGCCUGGGGGUGAACCCCAAAUCCUACGGGGCCUGGCACCACCGGGGCUGGGUGCUGCGCCGCGCCCCCGCGCCCCCCCCCGCCCCCGCCGAGCGCGCCCUCUGCGACCGCCUGCUGGCCGCCGACCCCCGCAACUUCCACGCCUGGGAGCACCGGCGGGCGCUGGCGGCCGAGGAAGACCCCGAGGCGGAAUUGGCCUUCGCGGGGGCCCUGCUCAGCCGCGACUUCUCCAACUUCUCCGCCUGGCACCACCGGGGUCGGCUCCUGGCGCUGGGAACCUCCCGGGGGGGGCUGCCCCCCCACCGCCUGCGCGCGGAGCUGGAACUGGUGCACAACGCCGUCUUCACCGACCCCGCCGACCAGAGCGCCUGGGUUUACCUGCGCUGCAUCCUCUCCCGCGCGUCGCCCCCCCCCCGGAUUCUCUGUCUCUACGUCAGCCGGGAGGACGCGACGCUGGCCGUGACCUUCUCCCGUCCCGUCGUGGUGGGGGCGCAGGGCUCGGCGCUGAUGGCGACGGCCGACGGCUCCGCCCUGGAUGGGGCGUGGCGCUCGGGGGAGGGGCGGCCCCGCCCCAGCCACACCUGGCUCUGCGACCUGCCCCCCGCGCUGGCUCCGCCCACUUCCCGGCCGCGCCUCCACUUCCGGGUCACCUGGGAGCCCGACCCCUCCCCCCGCGAGGUGACGCUGCUCCCAGAUGAGGACGAGGCGUGGUGGCAGGAGCCAAUCGUCGCUCAGGAGCUCUUCUGGCCGGAGAUGGCGGUGGCCGAGGCGGGGGUGCUGCAGGCGCAGGCGGGGACGUGUCGGCAGCUGCUGGAGCUGGAACCGCGCAGCCGCGGCUGCCUGCUGACGCUGGUGCUGCUGCUCUCGGCGCUGGACCCCCUGGCGCACCGGGACGAGAUCCGCCGCUGCCUGCGGGACCUGCAGGAGGCGGACCCGCUGCGGGGCGGUUUCGUGGCCGACGUGGCUUCCAGGGCGGAGGCGGCCGUGGCCGUGCUGAGGAUGGGGCCGGAACCCGGGGGCGCCGUGAGGCUCCGCCUGGCCGGGAAGGCGCUGACGUCGCUGCCGCUGCUGGAGCGCGCGACGCUGGCGACGCACUUGGACCUGGCCGGGAACCGUCUCGGGGGGCUCCCCCCGGCCCUGGGGGGGCUGCGGCGCCUCAAGGUGCUGGACGCGUCGCGCAACGAGGUCACGACGUUGCGGGGUUUCCCGCCCCUCCCCCGCCUGGAGGAGCUGCGGCUGAGCGGGAACCCCAUAAGCCACGCCUCCGCGCUGUCCCCAUUGGCCGCGUGCCCCCGGCUGGCUCGUCUGCGAUUGGCCGAGACCCCGCUGUCCUCCUCGCCCGAGGCCGCCGCCCACCUGGCCCAGCUCCUCCCCCGCGUCGACGUCACCUUCGCCUGAUUGGCCGCAGCGCCCCAGCCUAUCACCGCCCCCCCCCACCACCACCACCACCCCCGUUGCUAUGGAUACGCCCUGGGGCUUGGCCCCGCCUCUUAAAAGGGGCCUCUCUGUAAUAAAGCGAUUGCCGCAGAGGUGGGGCC